CGUGCGGUGCCGGUGCCGCCGGGCGUCCUGCGCAAUUUGCGCCAUGACGUCUCCCGCGCAUUUGGUCCGGUUCGCGACCAACGUCGACAAAACCCGCCCGUUACCCGCUCGCUGCCCCGCCGUCACCUCCCUCGACGCCCGCCGCUCGCCGCUCGACUCCCUCCUCUCCAGCCGGCCUUCCCGCCCGCACCCCCAGCCUGCGCCCGCCAUGACGCGCCCCCGCAAGGACGUCAAGUUCGCCCACAGGAGUGCCAGCAACGGCCGCGCGCGCCGCGCCUCGAUGAGCAUGUCCGACAUCAGCGAGACGGGCUCGCAGCCCAGCAGCCCCACGCGCAACGGCGCCUUCGAGAAGCCCGUCCUCCCGCCGCCGCAGUCCGAGUACGAGAAGAAAAAGGCAAACUUCAUCGUGCGCACCACCUGGACGCUGGUCAUGAUCGGCGGCUUCUUCUUCGCCCUCGGCGCGGGGCAUCUCUACAUCAUCGCCAUCAUCACCGCCGUGCAGGUCAUCUGCUUCAAGGAGGUCAUUGCCAUUGCCAACGUGCCCAGCAAGGCCCGCAGCCUGCGCUUCACCAAGUCGCUGAACUGGUACUUCCUGGGCACCGCCAUGUACUUUCUGUACGGCGAGAGCGUCAUCUACUACUUCAAGCACAUUCUGCUGGUCGACCGCAUCCUGCUGCCGCUGGCCACACACCACCGCUUUAUUUCCUUCAUGCUGUACAUCAUCGGCUUCGUCUUCUUCGUCUUCAGCCUGCAAAAGGGCCACUACAAGUUCCAGUUCACCCAGUUCGCCUGGACGCACAUGGCCCUCUUCCUGAUCGUCGGCCAGGCCCACUUUGUCAUCAACAACAUCUUCGAGGGCUUCAUCUGGUUCAUCCUGCCCAUCAGCAUGGUCAUCACCAACGACAUCUUCGCCUACCUGUGCGGCAUCACCUUCGGGCGGCACCAGCUGAUCCAGAUCUCGCCCAAGAAGACGUGGGAGGGCUUCCUCGGCGCCUGGUUCUUCACCGUCGUCUGGGGCGUCGUCGCCACCCACUUCCUCGCGCAGUACAAGUUCUUCAUCUGCCCCGUCAACGACCUGGGUGCCACCAUCUUCUCCGGCCUCGAGUGCAAGCCCAACCCCGUCUUCACCCCGCAAACCUAUGCGCUGCCCUUCAUCCCCGCCGGCCUCCCCGCCUACCUCCCCUUGCCCCAGACCUUCUCCAUCGCCCCCGUCCAGUUCCACAUGGUCAUCCUGGCCACCUUCGCGUCGCUGAUCGCGCCCUUUGGCGGCUUCUUCGCCUCCGGCCUGAAGCGCACAUUCAAGAUCAAAGACUUUGGCGACUCGAUCCCGGGGCACGGGGGUAUGACGGACCGCUUCGACUGCCAGUUCAUCAUGGGCUCGAUUGCGUUCUUCUACUACAGCAGCUUCGUGGCGACGCACUACUCGACCGUGGGCGGGGUCAUCGAGAGCGCGAUCACGGGGCUGACGCACGAGGAGCAGUACGAGGUCGUGCAGAUCCUGGUCAAGAACUUGGUGAACCAGGGCGUUGUUGCGCCGCAGAUCCUCGAGUACCUCGCCGCCCAGGCCGCGAGGCGCUAGCCGCCCCCCCCGACGCAACCAUCGCGUACACGCAGCCUCGCCGCUGCACCCGCUGCACUCGCUCGCUCGCACCUCGCACCCCGUGCGCUGCGUUUCCGCGCCCCUCCCCACGCCCGAAGACACUCAGCACCCCGCGCGAUGCACGUAGAUACAGAUACCCCGCCCGCUCCAUUGUAUGUAUGCGGAGCUAGUACGACAGUAGUAUACAGGACAGGAUAGGACAGGAUAGGAUAGGAUAGGAUGGGAGUGAGAGGAGACGAGGGGAGGGGAGGGGAGGGCAGGGGAGACGACGGUCGUGUAAUAACUAGGGUGUGCGCCGUUCGCGGUAUUAUAUAAUAUUUGAAUCUAUGUGGCUAUACCUAUUCGAUACUCGAUGCUGUGUCCACGGC
Molecule: messenger RNA, 1968 nt
Organism: Boeremia exigua
Lineage: Eukaryota; Fungi; Ascomycota; Dothideomycetes; Pleosporales; Didymellaceae
Product: cytidylyltransferase family-domain-containing protein
Exons: 3
Coding region: 44-1579 (511 amino acids)
Cellular component (GO): endoplasmic reticulum membrane
Molecular function (GO): phosphatidate cytidylyltransferase activity
Source: RefSeq, a predicted model, not a curated record